AUGUCGAAGUAUUUGGUCCAACUCAUUGUGUCUGGUGCUAGAGUCUUAGGCCGUGCAUUCGCCCAAGCUGUUAAAGAGGAAUAUGCGUCGAGUCAAAGGGCGGCUAGUGCCCGUCGUUCAAAUACAUCUACAGAUAACUCAAAUACCUACGUCCAGAACGCUGGCAUGUCGUUAGAAGAGGCCAAACAAAUACUCAACAUAAAAGAUAUUCAUGAUAAGGAUACUCUGAAUAAACAUUAUGAGCAUCUUUUUUCUUCGAAUGCCAAAGAAAACGGUGGUACACUUUACCUACAAUCAAAGGUGUUUCGAGCAAAGGAACGUAUUGAUGAAGAAAUACAGUUUGAACAAUCUGAACGGCGGCAAAAGUCAAACAGUAGAGACAAUCACACUGGAACUUGA
This is a messenger RNA of Trichobilharzia szidati, 399 nucleotides long. Lineage: Eukaryota; Metazoa; Platyhelminthes; Trematoda; Strigeidida; Schistosomatidae. The record is from the annotation of a GenBank genome assembly.